AUGGUCGAGGAGAGUGAAGGUGACCCAAGUUCUUCGAAAAACGUCAAAAUUCUCUUCUGUACAGCUUAUGGGAAACUUCCGUUGGCCAUCCAUUUGGAUGGAAAGUUCAAGUUGCUCAGAUGGCUGCUCAAACAUCAGUACGAGGCGUCUUCCUUGUUUGGAGAUACUGUGAUAUCUGCAGAUUCCGACGUCCUGAAACACGUUAACAAGAUAAAUGAAAAAAAAAUCCAAGAAAAGAAAAGGAUAGUUGCGGAGAUCCUCUGGUCCGGUCACUGGAAGAAAGGGGCGGCAGCAACUCUCGGAGAGGAACAAGAACAAGUCUUUUCUACCAUGUCCCGCUACGGAAGUUGUACUAAACACAUGAGUGAUGCAUACAAGAUUCUUGUUGCACGUUUGCUCAAAGCUAGGAAACAGGCCCCCAUACAUCGACAGGAACUCCAAAAAUUAUUGAAAAGGAAAUGGAUCUCCGAAAAAGACCUUCCAUUCAUUCUGGAGGAAUUGAAGAUAAAAGCCAUAGAGAGCAACAACAAACUCGCAUCCUCCAAUUGGGCACUCUCAUAUGAGCGAGGGGACCUAGAAGGUACAUACCUUCAUAUCAAGCGAAUUGAAAGGCGGAUAGCUUUAAUUGUUGGUUCUUCAAAAGAACGAAUUAUGAUGCGGAAGGGCUUGAGCGUAGCAAAGACCAAAGUGAAAUUGCGCAUCGCCCAAAUUAAUGAGGCAAUAAAAGAGUGUCACGAAAGACAAAAGUUGGGCGUGUCUAGAGAAAAUGAUAGAAAUAUAGAAACAUUGGCUAAAAUUACCGGAAACGAUUUCCAUGACGGUGUCUUUCCAUGGCAAACGGAUGGAAUCGUAUCCCGAGAAAAUUUUGAUAUAAUCGACACUUGGAUGCUGAUGAUGCGCUACGACGAAGAAGUAAUUAAGAGGUUGGAAGUUGAUGAAUGCAGCUCGUCUAGUUCAUCAGAUGAAAACGAUGAGAGCCCAGACGGCUCGUCCGCUGAAGAGGAAGUGCGAGACGGAGCCUCCGAAUAGAUGGAGUAUUGACAUAAUUUAUUGUGUAUUUUUCACUAAUAAGCUUUUCUUGAAAAUGAGCAAUUAAAAGUGAUAAUAAAUGUUAAGUCAUUACCUCAUGAUUCUUAUUUUUGCAUUUGUUUUUAUUAUUCGCUAGUAUUCAUCAGUAAUGAUAAGUUGUGAUAAGACGAAAUAAUGCUCUACGGGUUUUUUAAGAAAUGAAGUUUGAAUUUCCCGGG
This is a messenger RNA of Daphnia magna, 1247 nucleotides long. RefSeq lists its product as uncharacterized. Bases 1 to 1029 code for a protein of 342 amino acids. The record is from RefSeq and is a predicted model, not a curated record. Lineage: Eukaryota; Metazoa; Arthropoda; Branchiopoda; Diplostraca; Daphniidae. The transcript is spliced from 10 exons.